AAUUCUAAUCAUGGUUCCCCAGACUUUCGAUCGGACAAAGUCCCUCAAAUAAUUGCAACAAUAUUUCAAAUAAUAUGGGGUAUUAGAUUAGGAUGUGAGGAUACACGAUUUGAUAGCAUUCGAUCGAAAUUCACGUCUUUACUUGGAUUCUUCGUAAUACAAAUGAUCUGGGUGUGGACUAUUAGUUUACCUUUGAUCCUUUUAAAUUCACCUAGAAUAAGUGAUCCAAGCUCUGGUGGUCGGGAUGUGCAUUUCGGUAGUGCCACUGAUAUCGCAGGGAUAGUACUGUUUGUGUUUGGAUUGAUGAUCGAGAGUGUUGCCGACAUUCAAAAGUUCAUCUUCCGCCAGAAUCGUACAUCCCCGAAGCAGUUUAUGAAAACUGGACUGUGGUCGUGGAGCAGGCAUCCAAAUUAUUUUGCUCGUCUUAAAUUUGGUUUGAUCGGAAUGUUCUUAUUGUGUUUGCAACCAACGAUAUCUGGCGUUGGCACUAAUUUAGGAUAUCUGUCUAUCGCCUCGCCAAUCCUCACUAUUC
Messenger RNA from Acaulospora morrowiae, 532 nucleotides. The record is from the annotation of a GenBank genome assembly. Lineage: Eukaryota; Fungi; Glomeromycota; Glomeromycetes; Diversisporales; Acaulosporaceae.